Molecule: messenger RNA, 699 nt
Organism: Glarea lozoyensis ATCC 20868
Lineage: Eukaryota; Fungi; Ascomycota; Leotiomycetes; Helotiales; Helotiaceae
Exons: 1
Coding region: 1-699 (232 amino acids)
Source: RefSeq, a predicted model, not a curated record
AUGGCAAGCCUCUCGAAUGUUAUCAAGCAACUGGAGGCUUCUAAGAUAUUACUUGAGAAAGCACGACUGCCGCCCCACAAUGGCCAUGCGAAGAUGCAGAUAGCAACAAAACUCAAAAAAGAACUAUCACGCCUAAAUGUUCAAAGCUUUCAUCGGAGACACCUCCAAUGGAUCUUUCAGCAUGUCAAAUCAGCUAAACUGGUGGCCCUCUGUACAGAGGUGGCGGUUUCCCUGGAAAGUACGGUUGAGCAAAUCUGGUCUCUACACCAAUGGGCUUCUAGUGAAGAAGAAGGUGAUCCGAGAGAUGGACGGGCCCUGGCACUUAUCGCAAUUCAGUACUUGAUUUGGUCAUUCCGGGAAUUCGAAAUUAUCCCAGGUGAAGAAGAUCUUCAAGUCGAGCCGAACAAAUCUUGUAUACUACGGUAUCUGAAGAAGGCGCUACAACUGGUGUUGACGCUUAGUCCGAUUCUUGGGUCGUCCUGGUAUGGUCUAUACGAAGAAAUAUUGGAUCAUCUGGACAGCUUUCACUUCGAUAAUAUGGACGACUAUAAACGCGCCGAUAACCCUACCUUAGAAGGUGUUAUCGAUGAACAUUGGGCUGUGCCUACACACCACUUACCCUACGUUCAAGGGCGACCUGCUUUGUACCGCUAUGAUGGACAUUGGGGGGCGAAGAUCCUUGUUAAUCAGCCAGACUGA